AUGGCUCCGUCCGAGAACCCCAGCUACGAUGCGAAUAACCAGUCCGGCAGCCAUUCGAUACCCCUCCAAGACCUUUCAAGACCUCCGGGUACGGUGAUCGCGGAUGGCGCUGGACGCCGGGCGAGGAGUGCUACGAUUGAAGAUGAGCUUCCGGGGAGGCAGACCUCUGUUCGGGGAAUACGGGCUAUAGGCAGGCCGCUCUCGCAACGGUACGAGCGGAUUGCAGAGAACUCGCCUACAGGGGACAGGAGAGCCGAUGAUCCUGAUAACUUCGAAUCCGUCAGUUUGUCUAAUGAUGCCGGGCCGUCGGGCUUCGAUCAUGCUUCAUUUCACCAGAGUACUAUUGGAUUGAGCUUUGGGCCCCAGCAAGUUCGACAUUCGGGAUCUUCUAUGGUCAGAAGGAGUGAUGAUAACAGCUAUUUCGGUGCUUCUGAGGAUACUGUGGGCCAGACUGGAUCGGGAUCGUUCGUCGGGGAGAACGAUUCGUUGCCCCUUACGGAUUCGCGAUAUUUACAGCCAAUUAGUGGCGCUUCUGUCCCAGAUGCACAGGCCCAGGUCAAACGGAAUUCCAAUGAAGACCGAAGUGUUCAUUUUGCUGGAAGUGCUAUGGGAGGUGGUUCUCACCUGGGAGAUGACUUGGAGAGCGGACUUCGGUCGGGGCGAAGCAGCGUACGAAACUCACAUCGAUCUGCUACAGGUCGGCUUUCACCCUCUCCAUCUCCUUCAUCAGCUUUGUCUAGGGCAAGCUCCAUGAUGAGAAUGGUCUCGCAGCGUGUUGUCAACCUAAGUAAUGAACCGGAGGUUAUCGAAAGUGUUAUGAGACAGAAAUCAGUACUUAAACAUGCCCGCCUGGAUGAACCCCCCUCUUUACCCGCCAUGUUCGAAUAUGCGCAUGAUGUUGCGUCCUCAGAGACCGUAAAUGAGGGGGGACAAGAAAAAAGGUCUUCAAAACCAAAACGGAAACAUGGACAUCCGGCCAUAAGUCCAUUAAGGGGUAAAGCGUUGGGCAUAUUCUCGGCAGACAAUCCGGUCCGGAGAUGGCUGUGUGAACUCCUGGUACAUCCCGCAACGGAGCCAAUAAUUUUGAUUCUUAUCAUCAUCCAGACAAUUCUACUAGCCAUCGAAUCAUCUGUUCACACUGGCCGAAAAGGAAGCUGGUCUUCUCCCGUUGUCGACAUCCUCUUCCUAGCAAUCUUCAUCAUAUAUACCCUUGAAUUGAUAGCCAGGACCAUCGUGUCGGGAUUCAUUCUCAAUCCCGAGGAGUACAGCACUCUCGACCGCUCAGCAGGGUUUCGGAAUGCUGUAAUGAUAAAAGCAAGAGAGCUGUUUUCGUUGCAGCGGCAGCCAUCAACAAAGAAGCCUGCAGAUCCGCAGCAAAUGUCUAUUAUCAGGUCAUUCACCACAAUGCAACAACAAGCGGAUGAAGUUGGAGAUAGUCGACAACAGCAGCGUAUCCGACUUGCCCGCCGAGCUUUUCUACGACAUUCAUUCAAUAGGCUGGAUUUUCUAGCCGUUGUGUCAUACUGGAUUGCAUUUGCUUUGUCCGUCUUGUCCAUCGACACAAAUCACCACAUUUACAUAUUUAAAAUGCUAAGCAGUCUCCGGAUUCUUCGUCUUCUUGCUUUGACAAGUGGAACAACUGUGAUUCUUCGAAGUUUGAAAAAGGCAGCACCUCUUCUAGUCAAUGUUGCCUUCUUCAUUUGCUUUUUCUGGCUUCUCUUUGCCAUAAUUGGAAUCCAGAGCUUUAAGUCUAGCCUUCGUCGGACUUGUGUUUGGGUGGAUCCAUUGGGUGUAAGCAAUUUCACCUUUAACCAAGCUCCGGAUACAGUUCAGUUCUGUGGAGGCCACCUAGAUAAUAUCACUGGCCUGGCUAAACCCUGGAUCCAUGCCAACGGGCAAAACGGAACGACAUCUCCAAAAGGGCAUCUCUGCCCCCAGGGAUCUCUAUGCAUCGAGGGCAGUAAUCCAUAUGCAGGUACCAUGAGUUUCGACGAUGUGUUGCACUCUCUCGAACUUGUUUUCGUUAUAAUGAGCUCAAAUACCUUUUCCGAUCUCCUUUACUUCACCACAGACAGCGAUUACCUUGCUGCCUCCCUCUUCUUCAUCGCCGGCUUCAUCUUCCUUAGUUUAUGGCUCGUCAACUUGCUAGUAGCUGUUAUCACCUCCUCCUUUCAAGUUAUUCGAGAAGAAAGCAAGCGAAGCGCAUUUACCGCUGAUAGAAUCGACGAUGUUGGACCAGAGGACACGUCUUUUCGCAGGGUCAGCAAACUAAAACGGCUCUUUAACCGUACAAACUACGUUUGGAUUGGCAUCAUAGCAUUCGGUCUAAUAGUUCAGUGCCUGAGGAGCUCCUCGAUGAGCUCCAACCGAAAAGAGCUUAUUGAUAGCACAGAAUCUGCCGUCACCGUCAUCCUCUUUAUCGAAAUUUGUUUCCGCAUUGGGGUAGAUUGGAGAAAUUUUUUUAAAUCCCGACAGAACUGGGCCGAUCUCAUCCUUGCCAUCAUCACAAUGGUGAUGCAAAUUCCUCCCAUCCGCUCGUCUGGUGGCGUCUACGCAGCAUUAUCCAUCUUCCAGGUACUCCGGGUGUAUCGGAUAGUACUGGCCUUUUCGCUGACAAGAACCCUUAUUAUGACUGUGUUUAGCAACAUCGUCGGUCUAUUCAACCUCAUUAUCUUCGUCUUUUUGAUCACCUUUCUAACCUCCAUAUUUGCUGUCCAAUUGUUCCGUGACCAGAUACCUGCCAUGGACUCGGAUGGCGAAGUUACUCGAACUACAUUCUCCAAUAUAUAUAACUCGUUCCUGGGGAUGUAUCAGAUCCUCUCUAGCGAGAAUUGGACGUCGAUUCUAUAUUCGGCUACCGAAGCUAAUAGCCCUAGAGGCACAGCCUGGAUUUCAGCGGCCUUUUUCAUCAUGUGGUUUGUGCUCGCUAACUUUGUUGUGUUGAACAUGUUUAUUGCUGUCAUCCAGGAGAGCUUUGAUAUUUCUGAAGAUGAGAAACGGCUCUAUCAGGUCAGAGCAUUCUUACAACAGAAACAACUAAGCGAAUCAUCCCAUGGGAAUCUUGCCUUGUCCAGCAUAUUUAAACUUGGCCGUGGCCGUGAACGAUAUAGAGACCCGCUUGAUCAUGGCCCUGCAGCACUUGAAAUGCUUCUAAAAGAAGCAGUGGUUCAAGACUUCUUAGACGAGACAUCACCACUGCGGCCCAUGGAAACCCAGCCAACGGAACACCCGCCGGAGCAACAGGCUGUGCAGCCAGGAUUCUUCUCCCGUAUCUUCAACAAGUUAACAGAGCGUGUGUUGAACCGGGAGCCGAACCCUUUUUAUUCGAAACUCAAGUUCUCAAGGGACCAUGACGAACUAGACCCAGCAGCAAUGGCAAAAGAAGUUCUCUCAGCUGCCGAACAAAGAAAACGUGCCCAACGACAAUACCUCCAGAGGUACCCAAAGUAUAAUGUUUCUCUCUAUAUUUUUACGCCCUCUAAUCCUAUCCGCCGCAUUUGUCAACGAAUGGUAGGACCGGGCCGUGGAAAAUCCCGUAUUGAAGGAGUGGAUCCAUACAAGCCGGUGUGGUACCUUUUUUCAGCAUUCAUUUACGCUGCCAUUGUUUCAAUGGUGCUAAUUGCUUGUAUCUGCACUCCAUUGUACCAACGCGCGUACUUUGAGACCCAUGGCCCCGGCAUCCACAAUUGGUUCGUAUGGACGGAUCUAUGGUUUGCCAUUCUUUUCAGUGUUGAGGCUGUUAUCAAGGUGAUAGCAGACGGCUUUUUCUGGACACCAAAUGCCUACUUCCGUGGAUCUUGGGGCUUCAUUGACGGUAUUGUUCUUAUCACUUUGUGGGUGAACGUUGUGGCUGCUUUGUAUAGAACGGGUGAUGUUUCGCGAGUCGUUGGUGCGUUCAGGGCACUCAGAGCAUUGAGACUGUUGAAUGUCAGCGAAAGUGCAAGAGAAACAUUCCAUUCCGUGAUAGUAAUGGGUGGAUGGAAAGUCAUUUCAGCUGCCUUUGUUUCCAUGAGUUUCCUCAUUCCAUUCGCCAUUUAUGGCUUGAAUCUUUUCAAUGGACAAAUGAAACAAUGCAACGACGGGGAUUUCGGUUAUGUUUCCCUGGCGCAUUGUGUUGGAGAAUAUAAAAGCUCUCAAUUCCAAUGGCAGGUACUUGCGCCUCGAGCCGUGCACAACCCAUUCUACAGCUUCGACAACUUCGGAAGUUCCCUUUUCAUCCUUUUCCAGAUUGUGUCUCAGGAAGGGUGGACUGAUGUGUUAUGGAAUGCCAUGAGUAUCACUGGCGUGAACAAACAGCCUCAACCGUUUUCAUCCCAAGCGAACGGCUUAUUUUUCGUGGUGUUCAACCUGCUCGGUGCAGUUUUCGUCCUUACUCUGUUCGUCUCUGUCUUCAUGCGAAACUACACGGAACAAACCGGUGUGGCCUUCUUGACGGCAGAACAGCGGUCGUGGCUGGAAUUGCGCAAGCUUCUGAAGCAGAUAUCCCCUUCUAAGCGAUCUCUUAACAAAGGCAAUAACAAAUUCAAAGCUUGGUGCUAUCGAGUUGCGGUUAAAAAACAUGGGAGAUGGGCCCGGUUUAUCACGGGAUUGCUCUUGGUCCACCUCGUUCUCCUGGUCCUCGAGUUUUACCCGGAAGUUGACUGGUGGGAGAGGACAAGAGACGCCCUGUUCCUCUUCCUCACCCUAUUCUAUAUCGCCAACGUUGUCAUCCGUCUUGUCGGCCUAACUUGGCCUCGGUUUCGCCGCAGCUCAUGGGAUCUCUACUCCAUUCUAUCUGUAGUAGGAACCUUUAUCACGACACUACUUGCCCUGAUCAAUGAUAAAAGCAUAGUCUUCGCCCAGCUUCACAAACUAUUCCUGGUGUCCAUUGCACUCCUCAUUAUACCACGCAACAACCAACUUGACCAGCUCUUCAAGACUGCUGCGGCUAGUUUGACAUCAAUCGGUAACCUGUUGGCCACCUGGUUUAUCCUUUUCCUCGUCUACGCCAUAGCAUUGACUCAGAUCUUCGGCUUGACCAAGUUCGGGGGCUCUGAAACGAGCAAUCUCAAUUUCAGAAGCGUGCCUAAAGCGCUAAUCCUCCUAUUCCGCAUGAGCUGUGGUGAAGGGUGGAAUCAAAUUAUGGAAGACUUUGCAACGAUGGAGCCACCUUACUGCACACUCGGCGAGAAUUUUUAUAGGAGCGACUGUGGCAGUGCCGCCUGGGCUCGAACGCUGCUUAUCUCAUGGAACAUUCUGAGCAUGUACAUCUUCGUCUCUCUAUUUGUUUCACUCAUCUUCGAGAGCUUCUCCUACGUCUAUCAGCGGAGCAGUGGCCUGUAUGCGAUCAGCAGAGAUGAAAUCCGCCGUUUCAAACAGGCGUGGUCUACCUUUGACCCAGACGGAACGGGAUAUAUUUCAAAAGAGGCCUUCCCAAGACUUUUAGGAGUAAGUAUUAUCCCGUCUGUUCAAUUCUAUUUUAAUUGAAUGCUUGUUAACGCUUUAUGCUUAGGAACUUUCUGGCGUGUUCGAGAUGCGUAUAUACGAAGGAGAUUUUACCGUCGGCCGCAUUCUAGAAGACUGUCGUGUCAAUGUUCGAGAGUCAGAAUUAUCGCAUUCUCGAUCUGUGGGUGAACUAGAUCUCAAGAAGCUUAUGCUCCGUCUUUCCCAUCUUCCUGUUGCCGAAAUACGCAAAAGACGUGCACGCUUGAACGCCUUUUACGAGGAAGUGCUUGUCUCAGCUGAUCCAGAACGAGGAAUAUCUUUUACUUCAUGUCUUAUGAUCCUUGCUCAUUACAAUGUUAUCACUGACAGCAAGAGUUUGAGGCUGGAAGAGUUCCUACGGCGACGUGCCCGUCUACAGCGAGUUGAGGAAGCCGUCCGCCGAAACGUGGUAGUCGGAUUCUUCAACACGCUCUAUUGGUCGAGGCGAUUCCGACAACGUAUUCAAGCACGCCAUGACUCUCGCCUGGUCUCGGUACCACAGUUCUCUGUUCCGGAGAUAUAUGUCGAGGACGAGGACGGCCUUAUGGACGAGGAUCAAUCGAGACGAGCAUCAGAAGACCGUGCAAGAUCACCAGAAGGAUCCCCAAGCCGGAAAGCCCCGCGCAUCGCUCUUCCAAAGAUCGAGACCAACAUGUUUGGCGACGAGGCUCAUAGACUCCCGUCACCUACACAUUCCGACUGGGGUAACUUCAAUCCUUCUCUGACGCCUCAAAGUCCUACUACGACGUACGAUAGCAGCAUGCCUCGCGAUGAGUCGGGUGAAGGGCAUGGCCACCAACGCGGUGACAGCUCUGUGAGCGUACAGAACGUACAAGACGUGCUGGACUCCUUCGAUCACUCUGUAUGGGGCGAAAGUAUCAGACGAAGCUUCACCCGUCGUCGGUCCCACGGCUCAGCAGGCGAGUAGGCGCAGUCACCCAGCCUUUUUCUUUUUCUUCCCCGACUUCUUUUACCCUCGAGUUACCUUUACCAAGGUGAAAAUACCUAUCAGCCCCCUUUGUGGAUACUCCCUUAGUAUGGGGAAAUGCAGAAACGACAGACAUGACCAACUCAUCCGAGAAAACCAAAAAAGCACAGAACAACCCCGAACCAAUUCCGAAAUGCAAGAAGAAAAAUUACUUGUCUCUGUCCCGUCUAUACAGUAAUGCAUAUAUGAGACCCCCUUGAUAGCAGCGAAAACGGGAUCUCAUGGGAGUUUUUGUUCGAGUUUUUCUUCUCCUUCCCUCCCGCUUUUUCUUCAAUCCUUGUUAACGGACGAGAUGCUUUGAUUUUUACCCUUUGAAAUCCCCCCCCUUUUUCACCACGUUCUGUUCUUGUAUAUGUGCUGAUAACUCCAACUUGUUCCCCACCCUUUGAUUUGAUUCUCCUUUUUUUCAGCUUGAGAGUAUUCUUGACGGUUUAAGUGAUUCGAGACGGUUUGACCAAGUUGUUGGCUAGAGCUUUGGGAGUUUUCUUUGCUGUUAACUAUCAUAUCCCUGUUUCCCCCCCUUGCAGAUUCGCGCAUAGACACCCAUCCUUCCAUCCAAGUGCAGCGCGUGCGUUCGACCUCGCCUUAGACAGCUGUUUUUUUGUUGUACAUACCAUAGCCUUCCCUUCCACACAGCCAAUAAUUCCUAAUAAUAGUUUCCCAGCGUCUGACUGUCUGCCUGCCUGGUUCGCACAAGCAACCGGCCUAGCAGCGAGUUCUCUCCUUCGUGAGCCCGAAGAUCAAACACGCAGAGAUUCGUAACCAGCUCCAUCCAAACCCGCGGACCGGUCAGUUCUCGGACAGGCCCAGCCAGCGGACCGCCCUGGCGCCGGGGAAGGUGGC
This is a messenger RNA of Trichophyton rubrum CBS 118892, 7294 nucleotides long. RefSeq lists its product as uncharacterized. The transcript has 4 exons. Gene Ontology annotation, biological process: calcium ion import across plasma membrane. Gene Ontology annotation, cellular component: voltage-gated calcium channel complex; membrane. Gene Ontology annotation, molecular function: high voltage-gated calcium channel activity; calcium ion binding. The record is from RefSeq and is a predicted model, not a curated record. Bases 1 to 5466 code for a protein of 1821 amino acids. NCBI's taxonomy places the organism in Eukaryota, Fungi, Ascomycota, Eurotiomycetes, Onygenales, Arthrodermataceae.